AUGUCUACUUUUUUUUCUAUAAUUGUUGACUCAACCCAAGAUAUUACAAAAUUAGAUCAAUCAUUUCUUGGGUUUUAUACAAUCGAUCAUCAUGGUGCCGAAGACUACACAAAUCUCAUAAUAAAUGUCCUAUCUCAAUUAGGCUUAGAUAUUUCUAAAUGUCGUGGUCAGGGGUAUGAUGGUGCCAAAGUAAUGAGUGGUAUUUAUAGUGGUGUUCAAAAACGUAUUCAAGACAUAGUACCAAAUGCUCAUUUUGUUCAUUGUUGUGCCCACAAUUUGAACUUAGUAAUUUGUGACUCUGCUAAAAGUUCAGACACAGUUAGGCGUUUUUUUAUUACUGUACAAGCAGUUUUCAAUUUUUUUAGCAGUUCAGCUCAUAGAUGGGCUUUAUUAGCAUUAGGAGAUGAAAAUACCUUAAAAGUUCAUAAAACUGUUCUUAAAAAAGUAUGCGCUACACGUUGGAAAGCUCGACACCAAGCUAUAUUUGCAUUAAAAGAAAGAUUUAAUGAUGUCUUGAUCACAUUAACAAAAAUUGCUCUUACAACAACAAAUGGUGAUGAAAGAAAUGUUAGCAAAAGUAUAAGGUCCAAAUUGGAUUCUGUAGAAUUCAUUUUACUUUUAUGUUUAUGGGAAAGAGUAUUGAGAAGUAUGCAAGAUGUUUCAAAAGUAUUACAAAGUGUUGAUAUAAAUAUUCAAACUUCUUGUGAUCUUCUUGAGCAAGCAAUUGGAUCAUUAUCAGAAUUGAGACAAAAUUACAGUGACAUUGUUAAUAUUGCCAAUGAUUUGUGUUCUAAAUGGGGUAUUUCAUCUAAAUUUCCAUCAAAACGCCAACAAUUCGCCAAAUUACAUUUUGACGAAAUCGAUGGUGACAGAAGAUUAAAUGUAACAGAAGAAAACUUUAAAAUAAAAAUAUUUUAUCCAGUUGUAGAUACUGCUUUAGCACAACUAAAAAAUAGAUUUAAAGGAUUAAAUGUAAUCUCAUCGACUUUUGAAUUUUUAAAUCCAACCUUUCUUAUAAGUACUGAAGAAAAUGAUUUAAUAAAAUAUGCAUUUGAUUUUAUUCAACUGUAUAAGUCUGAUGUGACUUCAGAUUUUACUCGACAGUUACUAACUUCAGCUGAAAGAUCUUUUUCCAAACUUAAAUUAAUAAAAAAUUACUUGAGAAAUUCUACUUCUCAAGAAAGAUUAAGUAAUAUAUCAGUAUUAAGUAUUGAAAGAUGUCGUACUGAUGAAAUUAAUAUAAAAAAGAUUAUUACUGAUUUUGCAAAUGCAAAAGCUAGGAAAAAAAUGUUUUUUUAA
Molecule: messenger RNA, 1299 nt
Organism: Myzus persicae (green peach aphid)
Lineage: Eukaryota; Metazoa; Arthropoda; Insecta; Hemiptera; Aphididae
Product: zinc finger MYM-type protein 1-like
Exons: 3
Coding region: 1-1299 (432 amino acids)
Source: RefSeq, a predicted model, not a curated record